AAAUUCAGGCUUCCAAACACGGGAGAGGGAAACCAGACUGAGAAGAGUUGGAAUUUGGCGCGCGUCAGUAAAUCUCAAAACAUCAUCAGAAUUCAAAGGAAGAAGAGAGGGAGGGCCGUGUGGGAGAAGGAAUUGAGAAUUAACUCAAACGGGCGGAUGAGUGUUAAUAAUCUGCCGUCGCCGUCAUCGUCUCUCUCUUCCUCUCCUCUCCCACCCGACGACCUCGAUGGUUUCCCCACAUUCUCCUUGCUAUCGGAGACAGACGACAGCAAUCGCCCGCUUCAAAAUAACGACGACGACGACGACGACGACGGCAACGGCAAAAGAGCUUUUGUUUCAGAUUUCUACAGCAGUGGAACAGACUGGUCGUGCCUGCUGCCAUCCGACGAAAGCAGAAGAGGAGGGAGGCUCAAACAGGCUAACCUUUUCCAGAUUUGGGGCUUCUCGAAGCCCCCGGUUCCCAAAUCCCCCUCGGAUGACCGCUCACCACCACCACCACUGUCAUCGUCAUCUCUUCCUCCCCCCAAAAAACACAAGAUGGCCCCCGCUAUAGAGUUAAAGCCUUCUCGGUCUGAUGUCCUACAACGCCCCAACCACCACAAUCGCCCCCGCCUUUGCCCUUUUUAUAAGAAGAUUCCUGGAACGCCCUUUGCUGUAGAUGCAUUCCGCUAUGGUCAUAUUGAUGGAUGCUCGGCAUAUUUUCUAACACACUUUCACUCUGAUCACUAUGGUGGCUUGACCAAGGGAUGGUCUCAUGGUCCUAUCUAUUGCACUCUUCUCACCGCUCGCCUAAUUAGAAUGUGCGUCUCUGUAAAUCCAUUAUUUAUUCAUCCUUUGGAGUUCAACGUUGAACAUGUUGUUCAAGGAAUUAAAGUAACAAUGCUUGAAGCUAAUCAUUGCCCAGGUGCAGCUCUGAUCCUCUUCCGUCUCCCAAAUGGACAAAACCAUUUGCAUACUGGAGACUUCCGAGCUUGUAAAGCAAUGCAAGCUUAUCCUGUUCUUGUCAACCAACGGGUUAAUGUGCUUUAUCUGGAUACAACAUAUUGCAACCCGAAGUACAAGUUCCCUUCCAAAGAAGAUGUGUUGAGUUUUGUUGUGAGGGUUACUGCAAACUUCCUUAAGAAGCAACCCAAAACCCUUGUCAUUGUUGGGGCAUACAGCAUUGGGAAAGAAUGUGUUUAUCUUUCCAUUUCUGAGGCACUAGGGGUUAAAAUUUAUGUAAAUGCUUCAAGGAAGCGGAUUCUGCAGUCUUUUGGUUGGCCUGCACUUUCUGAGAGUCUAUGUUCGGAUGGAAAGGAUUCACUUCUUCAUGUUCUGCCCAUAUCAUUUCUUCGAUUUGAGUACCUAAAGCAAUACUUGAAGACCUAUGCGGAUCAAUACACAAUGGUUUUGGCAUUUAGGCCAACAGGCUGGACAUACUCUGAGGCUAUUGGCAACCAGUUGGAUCUAAUCAAACCCAAUUCUAGAGGCAACAUCACGAUUUAUGGGGUGCCGUACAGUGAGCACUCCAGCUUCACAGAGCUGAGAGAGUUUGUUCAGUUUUUGAAGCCCGACAGGAUAAUUCCUACGGUGAAUGUUGGAAAUGCUGUUAAUCGUGAUAAGAUGCAGUCCUACUUCCGUGAAUGGCUGAAGGCUGGUGUUCUUGGCAGGGUUCAGCAAUAGUCCAGGUUUAAUGUCCUCGAGAAUAAAAAAGAACAAUUGGCUCAUUCUUUUAGAUUUUUGGACUUUCUUCAUAUAUAUAGAAGUAUUGUAAUAUAUGUUUUGAAUUUUAUUAAGAGCGAUCCAAGGUAAGAGCAAUAAAUUAAUUAAUACUGGCCCA
Malania oleifera is the source of this 1819-nucleotide messenger RNA. Its product is annotated as DNA cross-link repair protein SNM1. The record is from RefSeq and is a predicted model, not a curated record. The transcript is spliced from 9 exons. Gene Ontology annotation, molecular function: damaged DNA binding; 5'-3' DNA exonuclease activity. Bases 157 to 1662 code for a protein of 501 amino acids. Gene Ontology annotation, biological process: protection from non-homologous end joining at telomere; interstrand cross-link repair; double-strand break repair via nonhomologous end joining. Lineage: Eukaryota; Viridiplantae; Streptophyta; Magnoliopsida; Santalales; Ximeniaceae.